AUGUUCAACGAAGACAUAUUGCCUCUGAAUCCGACAUUGACACCGGUGGAGUAUGGAGGUGCUACGUCGUUGACUUCAUCCAUAGAUCAAUCUUGCUUCACACGCACUUUAAUCCCGAGAAAUAAGCAAAAAAAAAAAAGCUAUCAACAUAUGUUCAACUGUGAGCAUCAAUAUAUUUCAUCAACAAUUGCAAACGAGCGCCAUUUUAGUGCCAUCGAUGAAUCUAAAGGUGAAGUUAAAGACGAUGGUGGGAUUUGCACUUGUAACAGGAAUAAGAAAUAAACCCACAUGAACUUAUGUUCACGUAUGAACAUAUGUUCAUAUAUGAAUAUAUGUUCAUUUAUGAAUUUGCUUUAUUUUUUUUCUUCUUCUUUCAAUUGG
This is a messenger RNA of Lactuca virosa, 381 nucleotides long. NCBI's taxonomy places the organism in Eukaryota, Viridiplantae, Streptophyta, Magnoliopsida, Asterales, Asteraceae. The record is from the annotation of a GenBank genome assembly.